AAAGAAAGAGAGUUAACUAGUUUCAAAGAAUAUUAACCAAUGAGAUUCAGUAUCAUCCGUUACUCCUUGACACGGUUGAUUCGUAUGUCAGUGGAAUAAUGGCUCAAAAUCUUACCAAGCUUCAUUCUGAACUACGGAAGUUCCAGAAAGAUGAACUAAAAAAGACAGAGACUCGAAUCACAACUCCAGGUGGUCAAAUAUACACAGAAAACAAAGAUGCAGCUGGACGUUUGACCACAACUUUGACAAAUCGUGGGCGGUUGGGGUUUGUUGGAGAUUUAAGAGCUGACCUUCAAGUUGGAGAAAUACGGAAAGGUCUCGUUUUAGGCUCCCAAGAUGUUGCCCAGAGUCUGGAAACGCUUAAUAAACAUAACGUGACACACAUCCUGAAUGUCGCAACUGGAGUUGAAAACCUCUAUCCAGAGAAAUUCACAUACAAAUCCAUCAAGGUCUAUGACCUGCCAGACACCAAAAUCGUUGACAUCUUUGAUGAAGCUUUUGCCUUUAUAGAAGAGGGACGUAGCUCCGGUUGUGUACUGGUGCACUGCAAUGCAGGCAUAUCUCGUGCUGCUUCUAUUGUUAUCGGUUACCUGAUGAAGACUGAGGGCAUGAGUUUCUCUGACAGUUUCUGGUAUGUGAAAGGAAAACGACCGGUUGUUCACCCAAACUUCGGUUUUGUUGACCAACUACGUGACUAUGAAAUAUUCUUACGGCAAAACUAAACCUUGGUUUCAAAAUAUCAACAUUAUCAACAACAACAAAAUCCUCAUUGCAUAUUUUACCUGUUAGAACAAGGACUUAGAAGCUGCUGUUUUCAUGAUACAUCAUAAUCUUAGUUAUCUUUCAGUCUGAUCAUCAUUUCUAACUUCAAAUCCCACCAGCAUCAGCUUUGACUUUUUCCCCUCCAGCAAUCAAAUUACUAUACUAGUAAUAUACAGGAGUCAUUUGAUUCUACAUACUUCCUUUUUAUAUAAACAAGCUUUCUUUAGGCCGAAAACAUAGAACAGACUAACACUGUAUACUAAUACUGUCUUUUGUUAAGAAGGCAGUGAGCUGGCAGAAUUGUUAGUUUGCUGGACAAAACGCUGAGUGGCAAUACAUCUAUCUUUAUAUUCUGAGUUCAAAUUCUACCGAGGCUGCCUUUUCCUCUUAUCCUUUUUUGGGGUCAGUAAAAUAGGUAGUAGUUGAGCACUGAGUUUGAUGUAGUUGCUGGCCUUGUGCCAUACUUUGAAACUAGUAUUGCCUGUUGAUAACUAUUUUGAGUUCUGGCCACCAUCCCACUACAAUUCAUGUAUUUGUGGAUGUCCUUACCUGACAUGACUCUUUUUGCUGGGGUAAGGUGGGUAGAACUGAACUCUACAGUUCUUAACAUGGGGUAGGAUAAAAUGGAGGUGAGGAGAUAGUUUAGUUGAGACAUAAAAUAAUUUACUUUGAAAUCUAAAAAUAAAUUGAAUUCCUGAUUUAAAAUUAUGUAAAACCUGUAUCUGGAAUUAUUCAUAGAUCUUAUUAAUCAAAUAAUUAGAUAACAGCAGCAAGCUGACAGAAUCGUUAGCGAUCAUUAGCUUUUCUUCCUGCUCUCUAUGUUCUGAGUUCAAAUUUCACUCUGGUCAACUUUGCCUGUCAUUCUUUCUGGGUCAAUAUAAUUGACUAACUCUCUCUCUCUACCAAAUUCCAAGGCCUUGUGCUUAUAGUACAAAGAAUUAAUCAGAUAUUUACAUGUCUUGACUGUAUUUAAUUGUUAGAGAACCCUUUCUCGUAGACAUUGUGUUAGAGGUUGUUGUUGUUGUUGUUGUUGUUGUUGUUUUAGCCAUGGAUCAACUCUGAUGUAGCAGAAUUGGCUGGUGAUCUAUAAAAAAAAUAUAUAUAUUCCAGCCACAAUCUACCCUUUUAGGCCUAUAUCUAAGAUUUUUUAAGAUGGUAGGGUGUGAUUUUAGGCAGAGUCAGCUUCUAUUUCUUGCAGCUUGAGCAACCACGUAGAAUCUUUUCUGAUUGAAUUGCUUAAUUUGCAGUUGAAGUGUGAAGUGUUUGUUGGGUUGCAUUCUUCAGAUUUAACCCUUAACCUUCUUAAUACAAACCCACCCAAAACUGCCCUUUGUUCUAUGAUGAAAUUCCUUGUUUUAAACUGAUCUAAACAUAAACCAACAUCAAAAUUCCAUGAUAAUUUAUAUUCCAAACACCUGUUUAAUUAGCAUCAAAGUUGUUUUACUAAAUUCUUCUAUAUUUUCAAAAUAAAUUAAUUGAAACAAAGGCAAUGUCUUCAACAGAAAUAUGGUAAUGAAAGGGUUAGCUAUAUCUGACCCAAAUAAUCUACCUGCUUUGUGUUCAAACCAGACAGAUCUGGCCUCUCAUAUCUACCCUGCAAUGCCAUUCUAAAAAUAAACAAUCACAUCAUUGAAAUCUUAAAGCUACAAGAUAAUAUAUGAUUAAUUCAAAACAAUGUGAAUAACUAAGCAUUACAUUUGAUAGAAUUACCCGAAUGCUAAAGGAUUAAGGGAUAAGAAUAAUGGAGGAACCACUAAUGUUGAGAUCCCCCAACUCCGUGAUGCCAACUACCUAAUGGUAUGGUAUGUGUAGGUGUCUGGACACCACUGAACACUUUGGAGCAGGUCAGCUUGAGGGUGUUCAUCCUUCAACAGACUACAGCCCAAUGAUAGCUUAGCUGACCAAAACUUCAAAGUUACUGUCAAUAGUGUUCUUGUUUAAGAAUAAUUAAUAAAUAAAUAAAUAUAUAUAUAUGUGUGUGUAUGUAGGCAUGGUUGUGUGGUAAGAAGCUUGCUUUCCGACAACAUGGUUCUGGGUUCAGUCCCAAUGUGUUGCACCUUGGGCAAGUGUCUUCUACUAUAGCCUCAGGCCGAUCAAAGCCUUGUGAGUGUAUUUGGUAGACGGAAACUGAAAGAAACCCGUCGUAUAUAUAUGUGUGUCUUUGUGUCUGAGCUUGUACCCCAACUAUUACUUGAACAAGACAACCAGUGUUUGUGUGUUUAUGUCCCCUGUAACUUAGUGAUCCAUCAAAAGAGAGCAAUAGAAUAAGAACUAGGCUUAAAAGGAAUAAGUCCUGGGGUCGAUUUCUUCAACUAAAACUCUUUAAGAUGGUGUGCUAGCAUGGCCACAGUCAAAUGACUGAAACAAGUAAAAGAAUUGAAGAACACACACACACACACAGAUUGAUAGAUAGAAUAGCACAAAUGAAAUGAGGGGAAUAAGAGAUGGACAGUUGGACAAUGUGAGAGAUUACAAUCGGGAGACAAAAAUUGAAAAAGGCAGUGGGCAAAGUAUAAGCACACAGAAAUUAACAUCAGAAAUUAUGCACAAUGAAUAAUCCACUGGAAAAAGAAAAAGUAGAUUAGCAUUUCAACAGGUAAAUCCAUAAUCAAAGAAAGAAACAAUACCUGUUUGAAGCACACAUGUACCUUUUGACAUGAUGUGUGUGUGUGUGUGUGUAUAUGAAUGUAUGUAUAUCAUUUAAUGAAAACAAGAGAUAUACGUGAACUAUUUCAAGUUUCAUGUUCAGAUAGUGCUUACCAUACAAUCCAUCAAUUGACAAUGGCUACUCCUUGUGUAUUAUAUAUAUAUAUAUAUAACCAGCCUAUUUAAGAGUACCCUUCAAUAAUUGGACAAUAAACUAUGCUUGCGAAGACCUGUUGAGGUAAGUGAAGUCGCUGUCGUGGCCGAUGACAGUACUGCCUGAUUGGCACCCAUGCCAGUGGAAUGUUAAAAGCACCAUUUAAGCGUGAUUGUUGCUUGCCAGGGCUGCUGACUGGCUCCUGUGCCAGUGGCACGUAAAAAAAGCACCAUUCGAGCAUGGUUGUUGCCAGUACUGCUGGACUGGCUCCUGUGCAGGUGGCAUGUAAAAAGCACCGAUGCCAGUACCGCCCAACUGGCCCUCGUGCCAGUGGCACAUAAAAGCACCUACUACACUCUCAGAGUGCUUGGCAUUAGGAAGGGCAACCAGCUGUAGAAACUUUGACAGAUCAGAUUGGAGACUGGUGCAGCCUUCUGGCUUGCCAGCCCUCAGUCAAACUGUGCAACCCAUGCCAGCAUGGAAAGCCGACGUUAAACAAUGAUGAUGAUGAAAAUAUAUAUAUAUAUGUGUGUGUGUGUCUGUUUUCUUUUGUCAUAUUUAAAGUGAAUCUAAUCACCCUAACACUUAAAAUUUCAUGAAGGGCUAACGAGACAUUUAUUGAUGUUUUGUUUUUAAUUAUGCAGUUGGAAGAAGGAGAUGAAAGGAUAGUUUUGCCCAUCACCUUUACAAUUCUUGGGUACAAGGGAGUGAGAGUUUAUGUGGUUGCCCAAUCUGCUGGAAAAAGCAGCUAAAUUUUCUUUCAACCUUAAAAAGGAGAACACACAUCAGAUAAUGUAGUCAACAUCAAAACUAAGACAGGGUGGUCAUGGCUUGAAUACUUUGGUGCUAAACAACUACAGCAACAACAAUCCUUCCCAGAUUGAUGUGGUUGAUGUUCAGUUUGAAUUUUUGUAAGUUGUCCAUAGAAAAGAUGAAGGAGCUCCAUGGUGGUUGGGUUGGGUUAGGGUGGGGUGGGUUGAUACAAUUUUGUAGAAGAAAGGUUGGACAUUGCAUUCAGUGCAAGGCUUGUCAGAACAAGAUAGGAAUAUGGCAGGAAAAGAUGUAGGUGUAUAAAGUAGAUUUGCUAGGACAGGGGCUAGUACAUAGCUUGUUACUUUAGAUCAGUGGUUUUCAACCAUCUUUUGUCUAUGCCCCCCCCCCCUUGAUUCCCAUUUUGCUCUACUGGACCUCCAUAGCUAUUCAUCAUCAUCAUCACAACAUGGGGUCCUAAAAAAAUCCUACUGUAAUUUUAUAAUUAAAAAUCAUUUGGAAUUGUAUUUAAGAAAUAUAUUGUAUGAAUAUAAGCAAUUUAUUGCACAGAAAUUUUAAUAACAAAAUCUUUUAUGGACACCCCCCCCCCCACCGUUUAGGGCCAUAUGAACCCCCAGUUGAGAACCACUGCUUUAAAGACUCAAGAAUUGUAGUUGAGGGGAAGAGACAAAGAGGGGAUACAGCUUGUUGAUUGAAGAUUUAUGAUGCCACAUAGCGUUUUACUUCAGGAGAGUAGGAUGAGUUAUAAUGGAGUUAGAAGAGAUAGUAGUAGAACUAUGGAAUUGUUGUAUUUUAAUAUUUAUCAAUCAGUCAGAGAAGACACAGCUUCUUUGAAUAUUUUAAGCCCCCAGGACUAAAUGAGAUCAAUGCUUAUAUAGCAUUGGAUGGGGAUUGCAAAGAUAUCAUGUUAUCGUCAACGCUACUAACAUUUGUAGCUCAAGUCUAAGUUACCCCAUCAAAAAGGUUCCUAUGAACAGCAUUUUUAAUAUAGAACAAUUCCAAAUGGAAAUCUCUCUAUCAAUCUUUUCCAAAAGAUUGCUUAUCAACUAAAAAAUAUUUGUAUAGUCUCUUGGUUAUGGAUACCAUCAGUGUACGGAAGAAUAAAGAGAAGUACUGGUUGGUAUCAUUUUCAUGCAUGUAUGUACAUGUGGUGAAAAAAAAUAGGGAGAUAUAACCGAACCUUGAUGUACACCAGAGCUGACAGAAUGGCGGUUGAAGAAAGCUCUGCCAACACAAGUUGUAAUAAAUAGUUUUGCUGAAAACUUGCUCUUAGAAAUUAGUUAGAUGAAGCUUAUAUUAGUCAGCAACUUUGCUAGGAUGUUCUUUUGUGAGACAUGGUCAAAAGUUUGCACCAAAAUUCUCAGUGGCAAAAGACUAUAGAAGAUCUGAUUCUUUGGUAAAUUUGAUUUUAUAGGAACUAUAAGACUUAUCUCUGGCCUUUAAAUACUGUGUUCAGCUGUCACCUUUUAGCUGUCUCAGAUAACCCAUGUUCAUCUCUAGUUACCACAGAUGGAUAGCUAUUAUCAAACACCAUCCAAAUUUUAAUGAGAUAACUGGUUGUAUUAACCCUUAAUAAGAAUGAGGGGGGGGGUGUUUUUUUACGAUAGCUUAGUUAAAAAGGGUAGUGACCAUUGUCCUUAUGGAGUUCCCAUGGUUUGAGGAGGGAUUGCAAAGAUAUCAUGUUAUCAUCAAUGCUACUAACAUUUGUAGCUCAUGUCGAAGUUACCCCAUCAAAAAGGUUUCUAUGAACAGCAUUUUCACUAUAGAACAAUUCCAAAUGGAAAUCUCUCAACCAAUCUUUCCCAAAAUACUCUCUUCCUUGCCAAGUUCUCUCCAAGACUUUCAAAUCUCAAGUCAUUCUGCCAUGUAACUGAAAUUGCAACAUUAGACUCAUACUGGGGGGCAACCACAACAGUAAAACACUGACAGCAGGGUUUACUUGUGUUUUCUAUAUUUCUGUUUAAAAUAUAUCCUGGCGGGGCCCAAAAUGUGGAUUUUGAAGAUUAAACUAUCUAAAAACUAACAUAAAUGGUUCCAAGAAUAUCCUUUUUUCCUUCCUGUACACAUAGCUUCCAGCUUAAUUCACAUGUCUAUUACUUCAACAAAGCUAACUUCAGAUAUUUUUGCUCCAGGUGUUUGGUAUAUGUGAUGCAGAUUUGGUGGCUUUCAUCAUGUCAGCUUGGAUUUCUAUGCUUUAGUUAUAUAAAAAUAAAACUGGCUUUAUUUUCUACUGUA
Molecule: messenger RNA, 6568 nt
Organism: Octopus bimaculoides (California two-spot octopus)
Lineage: Eukaryota; Metazoa; Mollusca; Cephalopoda; Octopoda; Octopodidae
Product: dual specificity protein phosphatase 19
Biological process (GO): protein dephosphorylation; regulation of MAP kinase activity
Cellular component (GO): cytoplasm
Molecular function (GO): JUN kinase phosphatase activity
Source: RefSeq, a predicted model, not a curated record